AUGUCUGAUUUGACCCAAGAAAUGUCUAACACCGUUGUCGUUGACUCUGAGUUAAUUAAUAACACCGAAGAAAAUGAAAACCCUGUCGCAAUUGUCCAACAAGGCAUUGACAGAGCUAGCUUACCAUCUUUAAAAGAUUUGCCACAAUUAGGCUCCAGUCACGCUUUCGCUAACACUAAAGUCAAUUGGGGUCCAAAUGUCAAGCCAAAUGUUGUUGCCAAUGCAGUUUCUUCUAAUUCCUCUUCUCCUUCCCCAAUCUCUGCUUCCAAGCCAAUGCGUUCCAACUAUGUUCAAGAAGCUUUGACUUUAGAUUUACAAUCUCAGUUAUCCAUCACUAAACCAGAAUUUGCCCGUAUUGUCCAAUCUAUUAAGCAAACUCACAAAGUCUCUCUAGAAUCUACUUUAUCAAAGAAUUCUAGAACUUUUUUGAUUUCCGGUAAGAGGGAAGACGUCCAAGAAGCUAAGAGAGAUUUAGUUAAAAAAAUGACUAGACCAAUUUCAACGAUUUUCGAAAUUCCUUCGAACUGUAGAUCUGCUAUUAUUGGUAAAGGUGGUCAAACCAUUCGUGAGAUUUCUUCCAAAUAUGAUGUUAAAAUUGAUGUCGCUAAGGAAGUUAAUGACAAUUCUUACAAUGAAGAAUUAAAUGACUAUUCUGCCAAUAUCUCUUUACAUGGUGAUGUUGCAUCUGUUAACUUAGCAAAGUUAAGAAUCAUGGACAUUGUUAAGGAAGAAACUAAAAACUCCACAGCUAAAUUCACUAUUGAUAACGAAAAAAUCCUAUCUCUUGUUGAUUUAUCUCAAUUCACAAACCAAAACAGUGAUACUAUCAAAGUUCAAUUUUUCGAAAGAUCUGGUGAUGUUAUUAUCUCGGGUUUACGUGAAGAAGUUAAAGCCACUAAGCAAAAUAUUGAGAACUACUUUAAACAAUUAGAAAAUGAUUCUACGGAAGAAAAAAUUAAAAUUCCAGCUAAGUUCCAAAUUUUAAUUGAUGCUCAAGAAAUCAAGCAAUUGUUCAACGUCAUUGUUACCUUCCCAGAAAAUGUUGAAGAUGAAACUGUUGUUUUCAUUGGUCAACGUAACAAAGUUGCUGAAGCUAUUGCUCAUGCUAGAUCUUCUUCAAAAAGUUACUCUUGCGACACCUUGGAUAUUUCGAAGUCUCACAGUAAGAAUAUCGACCAUGCCAAAUUUUUGGCUUUCUACUUCAACAAGUAUGGUGCUUUAGACUUCAUUAAGAAGGAAUACCCAAAUGUCAAUAUUACUUUACCAAGUACCCAAACUUUAAAAUCUUCCAAUGAUGUUACUAUAAUUAUUUCUGCCAAACAAGAAUACGUUAGUGAUAUUAAAGUUGUUCGCAGAGAAAUUGUAAACCUCGUCAACACUAUUACUCCAUUAGAUACCUUAAUUGUCGAUGACUUAGAUUUCGAGUUAUUCCACAAGGAAGUUAGACAAAUUUUAACCGGCUUAGAAGAAGAGACAAAAUUUAUUCAAGUCGGCGAUUACUUUUCUGGUGAUGAUAGGGUUAUCUUAUUCUGCCUAACUUCCGCUGAUGACUUCAAACCAUCUGCUGAAGAAAUUUUAGAAUCUCUAAAGAAGGCCAACGAUGCCUUGAACCCAUUGCGUCAAAAACAAAAUAGUUUAGAGACUGCCGAGUUUGACUUGGACGACGAAACACAAGAAAAAUUAUUAUCUAAGAAUAGUUUUACCAGAAAUAUUUUAUUAAACGAAGUUUCCAGUAAUGAUAGCAAUAUUCAAAUGAAAUUACAUACCCCAUCUGCCAACAAAUUGUUCAUCAGAGGUAAUGAAAAAGCUAUUAAAAUUGCAAGAAAGGCUGUUAAACUAAUCAUCGACUCCCCCUCUCUAAAGACUAAGAUUUCUUUUGAAGUCCCAGCUAAUACUGUUUCCAGAUUAGUUGGUAACAAGGGUUCUAACUUACAAAGUAUCCGUGAAAAAUUUGAUUGUUCUAUUGAUGUCCCAAACAACGUCGAUUCCAACUCAAAGGAAGGUGUUGAAGUUGUAUUAACCGGUUUAGAAUACAAUUUGAACCACGCUAAAAUUUACGUUCUAAACGAAGCUAAGAAAUGGGCUGACAUUAUUUCUAAAGAAUUAAUCGUUCCUGCUAAAUUCCACCGUAGCAUGAUCGGUUCCCAAGGUGUUUACAAAAACCGUCUACAAGAUAAAUACAAUGUUCGUAUUAUAUUCCCUCACUCAGGAGAUGUCGUUACUAUCAGGGGUCCAUCUCGUGGUGUAUCAAAGGCAUACGAAGAAUUAAAAGCAUUACUCGAUUUCGAAGUUGAAAACGGUUACAAAUCCAUCGUUAAGGUCCCAACCGAACAUGUUGCAAGAGUUAUCGGUAAGAGUGGCGAAACAAUUAACGACAUCAGAGCUGAUUUCGGUGUCGAAUUAGAUUUCUUGCAAAAUGCUUCAGAUGAAAAUGCUGUCAAAGCUGGCUUUGUUGAAUUAGAGAUAACUGGUUCCAGAAGUGGUAUCAGGGAAGCUGAAUCUAGAGUUAACAGCAUUGUUAACGAAGCUUCUGAUUUCACUAAUGAAUCAUUGGUCGUUGAACGUCAAUACCACAGAUUCAUUGUUGGUUCCGGUGGUCAAAACUUGAGAGAUAUCAUUUCUAAAGCUGGUGGUGAUGAAAUUAGAAACAAAUCUAUUCAAAUUCCAAAUGCCGAUUCUAACGAAGAAAUGAUCGUUGUUAGUGGUCCAAAGAAGUUUGUCGAUGCUGCCAUUAAGGAAAUCAAGAAGAUCGUCGAUGACUUCAAAAAGAGAGUUACCAAAGAACUUGAAAUUCCAAACGAUAGACAAGGUGCAUUGAUUGGCCCAGGUGGUAUUGUCCGUAAUCAAUUAGAAAGUGAAUUUAACAUUACUUUAGAUGUUCCUCAAAAAGGUCAAACUGGUAAGGUUAAAAUUUCUGGUUUAGAAGAAAACAUUGAAAAAGCCAUCAAGAAAAUCACAACUGAAAUUCUUAGAGAUAAUUACGAUGUUGAAAUACAAGUCCCAGCCAACGUUCAUGAAUAUGUUGCUGAUCGUGGUUCAUUGAUUCAACAAUUAAGAUAUGACAAUUUCAUUAAUGUUAGACAUGGUAACGACAACAGAAGAGCCACUAAAUUGUCUAACACUGAAAUUGUUAUUCCAAUUGAAAAGGUUGCCGGUGCCGAGACUGACAAGGUUAAGGUUACUGUUGAAGAAGUUUCUUCACCAACCGCUAAUGAAGAAGGUACAAUUUCUUGGAGAUUAACUUACGAACCUUUAGAUGACAUUAUCAUGUUUGAUGGUGAAGAACAAGAACAAACCAAGCCAAAGGAGACCCCUGAACAAAAAGCUGAGAAGAAGAAGGAAGUCAUUGCUAAGGUUACCAAGAUAAUUGAAGACAGAAUCAGUGCUGCUCCAUCUGCUAAUUAUGCUGGUUAUGUUUGGUCCGCUAAUCCAAGAAACUUCAACAAGGUUGUAGGUCCAGGUGGUUCUAACGUUAAGAAGAUCAGAAACUCUACCAACACAAUCAUCAGUGUUCCAAAAAGAUCUGACAAAGUCAACAACGUCAUCUACGUCAGAGGUACAAAAGAAGAUGUCACUAAGGCUACUGAAAUUAUUGUCAAGACAUUAAACUGA
Tetrapisispora phaffii CBS 4417 is the source of this 3612-nucleotide messenger RNA. It is a transcript of the gene SCP160, whose product is annotated as Scp160p. Gene Ontology annotation, cellular component: nucleus; cytoplasm. Lineage: Eukaryota; Fungi; Ascomycota; Saccharomycetes; Saccharomycetales; Saccharomycetaceae. The record is from RefSeq and is a predicted model, not a curated record. Bases 1 to 3612 code for a protein of 1203 amino acids. Gene Ontology annotation, molecular function: mRNA binding. Gene Ontology annotation, biological process: regulation of gene expression. The transcript has a single exon.